CGCCAUCUGUUUUCGUCAUCCAUCUCCUGUCAAACCACUGAAAUUAUUCUACCUGUGUGCUCGCGAUUAGCUGUUCGAUCAUUUUAGCCCAAUUUAGUGAAAAAGCGUGUUUUUGUUUUUUACAACUUUAGUUACACCGUGAUUGUGAUUUAAUUUUCAAUAUGAUUCCAUUGAUUUUACUCGCUGAAGAGGAAGAUCAAAGGGAAGAGAAGAUGAAUCAACAACGCUAUCGUAGGUGUCUUCGGUUAAACAGAAGCGUGAUUGAACUCCCACGCAAUAGGUAAUAAAUUAUUGCUUAUCUCUUCGGUUUUGAAACAUGACAAUUCUGAUACAUACUAUAUUUCAGUUUUAUACAAAAUUUCCGAGUUUCACAUGAUAUUUUCGUCGAAAUUCUUCGUGAAAUUGAAGGUGACCUUACUCCUGGUACAUCGAUUGGUAUAACAGCCGAACAAAAAUUAGCUGCAGCUCUACGGUUUUUCGCAACAGGUCACUUCCAACAAGGUGUUGGAAAAGAUUUCCACAUACCAAUGGCACAGUCGACGUUUUCUACUAUGUUGACCAAGGUUUUGAACAGUAUGGAACGGAAGCUAUGUUCAAAAUACAUCAUGUUGGAUAUGUCCGAAGCAGACGCAGAAGCAGCAAACCAGUAUUUUAACGAGAAAUCUGGAAUCAGUGGCGUAGUUAUGUGUGCAGAUGGGACACACAUCAGAAUAAAGCGCCCAAAUACGAAUGAGCAUUUCUACUACAAUCGCAAAGGAGUUUUCAGUAUAAAUGCUUUGAUGAUAUGUGAUCACCAGCAAAGAAUAAGAUUUGUAAAUGCAAAAUAUGGUGGAGCCAAACACGAUGCGCAUGUAUGGAACCGGAGCCCUGCGCGUAGUUUUUUUGCGGCCAAGCAUCGCAACGGCAACACAGCCUUUAAGUUGCUAGGUGAUUCAGCAUAUCCAAGAGAAGACUGGUUACUCAUACCUGUCAGAGAUGCAAAUCCGAGCUCUGCAGAUGCUCAGUACAACGAACGACACACUGCAGGACGUAUUAUAAUUGAGCGAACGUUUGGAGUUUUAAAAAGCAGAUUUCGAUGUCUUGCCGGAACACGAGAGCUACAAUAUGCACCUUCCAAAUGUGUUAAAAUAAUAAAUGUAUGUUGUGCGCUUCACAACAUGUGCAUCGAACAUGGAAUAAAUUCAUAACAAAUCA
Messenger RNA from Anopheles funestus (African malaria mosquito), 1194 nucleotides. RefSeq names its product putative nuclease HARBI1. Lineage: Eukaryota; Metazoa; Arthropoda; Insecta; Diptera; Culicidae. The coding region runs from base 528 to 1187 and encodes 219 amino acids. The record is from RefSeq and is a predicted model, not a curated record. The transcript is spliced from 3 exons.